Messenger RNA from Scaptodrosophila lebanonensis, 640 nucleotides. RefSeq names its product V-type proton ATPase 16 kDa proteolipid subunit-like. The transcript has a single exon. Lineage: Eukaryota; Metazoa; Arthropoda; Insecta; Diptera; Drosophilidae. Gene Ontology annotation, molecular function: proton-transporting ATPase activity, rotational mechanism. Bases 51 to 551 code for a protein of 166 amino acids. Gene Ontology annotation, cellular component: proton-transporting V-type ATPase, V0 domain. The record is from RefSeq and is a predicted model, not a curated record. Gene Ontology annotation, biological process: proton transmembrane transport.
UCAUAUAUUUCGAUUGAACGAAUGUGAGAGGAUCUAGAAAAUAAUUCAAUAUGGAAGAGAAUUUAGUUCGAGGCAAUGUGGACCCUGAAGCCAGCAUGGAUCAACCGCAAUAUGCGUGCUUUUAUGCUGUUGUUGGAGCUGUUAGUGCCAUCGUCUUCUCGACAUUGGGAGCUGCCUACGGGACGGCGAAGUCAAGCGUGGGAAUAUCUGCCAUGGCUGUGAAACAUCCAGAAUUGAUUAUGAAAUCCAUUAUACCCGUUGUUAUGGCUGGAAUUAUUGCCAUAUAUGGUCUGGUUGUAUCGGUUCUACUGACCGGCUCUUUGGCUAAGCUCUACAACAGCUACAAGGCCUUUCUAAAUCUUGGUGCUGGCCUAGCUGUCGGUCUUUCGGGCAUGGCUGCCGGAUUUGCAAUUGGUGUCGUGGGCGAUGCUGGGAUCAGAGCUACGGCCCGACAGCCCAAACUCUUCGUUGGAUUAAUACUGAUUCUUAUUUUUGCUGAAGUGUUGGGAUUAUAUGGCUUGAUUGUAGCUAUCUAUCUGUUUACCAAGUAAAAUUUUUAUAUCCGGUAAAAAUUCUAAUCAAUGUAAUACCGAAAGUGCUAAAAUACAUUUAAAGCAUUAAACAUUAUUUUAGGACAGAA